Molecule: messenger RNA, 603 nt
Organism: Miscanthus lutarioriparius
Lineage: Eukaryota; Viridiplantae; Streptophyta; Magnoliopsida; Poales; Poaceae
Source: the annotation of a GenBank genome assembly
AUGGCUGCCGCCAUCAUGGCAGGUCUGGUACUCAUCGCUGCCGUCGCCGCUCCGGCGCACGCCAAGGAUUACACGGUCGGCGACUCGUCCGGGUGGACCAGCGGCGUGGACUACACCACCUGGCCGAGCGGCAAAACCUUCGCUGUUGGGGACAACCUAGUGUUCCAGUACAGCAUGCUGCACACGGUGGCGGAGGUGAGCUCCGCGGACUACAGCGCGUGCUCGGCCAGCAACUCCAUCCAGUCCUACAGCGACCAGAACACCAAGAUCGCGCUCACGGCGCCCGGCACGCGCUACUUCAUCUGCGGCACCCCGGGCCACUGCGGCAACGGCAUGAAGCUCGCCGUCACGGUGGCCGCUGUGGCCGCCACCACCCCGCCGGCGUCGUCAUCCCCGCCCGCCACGCCGGCCGCGCCCGGCGCUGACACGCCUCCAGAGACGACCACGCCGUCCACGUCUACUACGCCCGCCGCGACGUCGCCGCCCGCCACGACCAAGUCCACCUCCAGCAGCUCUGCCGCUGCCUGCGGUGGGGAGGCCCGGCUCGCUAUGGGCGUGUUGGCCGGGGCCGCGGGGCUCGCUGGGCUCGCCCUGAUGGGCUAG